Messenger RNA from Xenopus tropicalis (tropical clawed frog), 1437 nucleotides. RefSeq names its product arkadia (RNF111) N-terminal like PKA signaling regulator 2N (gene ark2n). NCBI's taxonomy places the organism in Eukaryota, Metazoa, Chordata, Amphibia, Anura, Pipidae. Gene Ontology annotation, cellular component: nucleus. The record is from RefSeq and is marked provisional.
UGUCAGGCUGCCGGGGCGCGUUUGGGACCCGAGGAGUGAAAGGAGCCCUGAGCUGCCAUCAUCAACUGAACAAGAAGGCUUCCAGGUUGUGCUUCAUGAUUUGAAACUUGGAGACAUUUCUAGAUCUGACAUGAAGAUGGAGGCAAUAGGAAAAGGUGAAGAACUUUUAGAUUCUGAAGUGCCUCCUCAAGUCGAUCAGCAGAAGGCGGACAGUCAAGCUGACGAGGGCUCUCUAGAACUAGAGGCUUCUCUAAAAGAUGGUGCGCAAGAUGUCCCGGACUCUUCCAGUCUUUCUUCAAUGCCUUGCUUGCUAAUGGAGCUUAGGCGGGACUCUUCAGAGUCUCAGCUAGCAUCCACAGAAAGCGACAAACCAACUGCUGGGCGUGUUUACGAAAGCGACUCUUCAAACCACUGCAUGCUUUCGCCUUCUUCCAGUGGACACUUGGCUGAUUCCGACACGUUGUCUUCCGCAGAAGAAAAUGCACCAUGUCGUCCAGAAGCAAUAACAGAAGGCUGUGACGCCUCCACUCCAGGAGUCGUGGCGGCCCGUAAAUCAAGGAGGUCCCGAUCAGAGAGCGAAACCUCAACUAUGGCUGCCAAGAAGAAUCGUCAGUCGACCGACAAGCAAAAUGGUAGAGUUACAAAAAUUAAGGGCCACCGAAGCCAAAAGCACAAGGAAAGGAUCCGACUGUUGAGGCAGAAGAGAGAGGCGGCUGCGCGAAAGAAGUACAACUUGUUACAAGAUAGCAGCACGAGUGACAGUGACCUUACCUGUGACUCUAGUACAAGCUCAUCCGAUGACGAUGAGGAAGUUUCAGGGAGCAGCAAGACAAUCACAGCAGAGUUACCAGGAAAGUUGAGCCCUGUGGAACAAGGAGCUGUAGAAGAAGAGAAUCUGAGACAGGAAGGAUUGUAAGAAAGAGCUUUACAUUAGAGCAUCCCAAUGGAGGACCAGUCUGCAGCCACAGCACCGUCCCUCAUCUUCCCCUUCAGCGACCGGCAGCAGCUUUUGCACUUAGUGCUGCUUGGGUAGGUCCCACGUGGCGCGGAGGAUGGGACAGUCCAGCUCCAGUGUAUCCAGCCGGGAUUUUUGUUUUUUAUUUUCUUUGGUUUGUUUGACCAAGCCUUUGUUCCAGAUUUUCUGCGGCACAGGCUUUAUAUUUAUCCAGAUGGGCAUUAAGUUAUUGUGGCUGCGGACAUUUCUGUGACCCGCCAUUCCGAGAUCCAACCUUUAUUAUUAUUAUUAUUAUUAUAUAAAUAUUUUUUUUGUAGCAGUUCAUCUUCAUUCCUUUCACUGUAUUGGGCGUAGAAGAAAACUGAAAAAUCCAACUAAAGCAUUUAUUCAUUUUAUUUAUAAGUCUUUCCUGUGACUGUGUGACUUAAUUUAGGAGCCAUGCUUUUCUGUUUGAAAUGGUUAAUAAAACACACCUUGUUUGA